AUGCCCAGCAAGCUGCGGGGCAUCGCCACAGUAUCACGCGUGACAUCCGUCGCCUCCCCUGUCACCAAUCGCCCCAGCAGCACCAGCUCUUCCUGCCCAAGCAGCGCGUGGGGAAGCGGCGUGCAGGGCACAUCUGCUGCAGACACGCCCGUGCCAGAGAGCCCCAGCAGCGACGUGCCCGACGCAAGCAGUGCUGAGCUAUUGUCAUCACCGUCGUCGUCCAUCACCAAGCCGACCUACCUCGACCUGAGCACCCACUUCUAUCUACACAACGCGGCGGACAUAUUCAACAGCGGCACGUUCCUGGGCGGCGGCGGUCAGGGCGAGGUGCGGCGCGUCGAGCUGCUUGGCCACCAGUACGCCUUGAGGCGCGCAACGAGGUACGAAAUCUCCAACGAGCGCCGAACCGAGUCCAUACAGGGCCCAUGGGCUCAAAAGCACAUCCUCUACGACUAUGGUGACGAAGCCGACGCGCUGUACUCACUCUACGAGCUGGCAGCCGGCGACCUGCACCAAGCGCUUGACGGCCACUCGAUCGCCGCUGUGAGUGGCAGCAGUCACGGCGGCUGCGGCCAGACUGCGAUGCUGUCUGCAGUGAGCCAGCCACUCCCACAGCCAGCGGCGUGCCAGCCGGCCCCGCAGCCAGCGCCAUGCCAGCCACCCCCACAGCCGGCGGCACCCCAGAAGAGCCAGGAAGGCCCGACCAAGCCAGCGCCCUUCAAGAAGCUGCUACGCUCGCUCUUCAAGCCCGCCAACAAGAAGCCGCCGCCAGUACAGCCGGCGUCCCCCCUCAUGCCAACCGCCACCGCCAAGGCCCUCGCCGCCGAGCUCAUCACCGCCGUCGGCACCGUGCACGACGCCGGCGUCGCGCAUUUCGACAUCAAGCCAGGCAACGUGCUGGUGGCAGCCGACAACCAUCUGACGCUCUGCGACUUUGGCUGCGCGCUGCCAGCCUCAAUGCCAGCCAUGUGCGCCGGCGGCACGCCGCUCUUCAUGGCGCCAGAGCAGCACGUCGACAUCGACAGCUUCUUGGGCCGCCUCAGUAUACUGCUGCGUAGCUCGCUGCACCAUCUCGCCACCUGGUGCGGCCUCAAGCAUGACAGCCGCCCCGCCGACGUGUGGGCGCUGGGCGCCACCUUGGUCACGAUGCUCCUGCCACCCGCCGAGGCCGACGCGGCGCUGGCGGCGGCGCGCGCCGGCAAGAAGUGGGUCCCCGCCCCCGGCUCUGUCGGCGCUGCGCUGCCGGCUGACCUGCGGGACCUGCUGUUCCGCGGCAUGCUGGCGCGGCGCCCCGGCCGGCGGCUGACCGUGCGGCAGCUCAAGGGCCACGCCUUCUUCGCCGGCGUGGACUGGGCGGCCGUCGAGGCGCGGACUGUGCCGCUGCCCGUCGACCUCGUGGCGCUGGCGAAGAUCGGCCGCGAGGCCGAAGAAGCUGACGCCGCCGCCGCCGCCGCCGCCUCCACCGCCGCUGCCGGCGCUGGCGUGGACCCUGUGACUUGA
Molecule: messenger RNA, 1500 nt
Organism: Monoraphidium neglectum
Lineage: Eukaryota; Viridiplantae; Chlorophyta; Chlorophyceae; Sphaeropleales; Selenastraceae
Exons: 1
Coding region: 1-1500 (499 amino acids)
Biological process (GO): protein phosphorylation
Molecular function (GO): protein kinase activity; ATP binding
Source: RefSeq, a predicted model, not a curated record